Molecule: messenger RNA, 3134 nt
Organism: Helicoverpa armigera (cotton bollworm)
Lineage: Eukaryota; Metazoa; Arthropoda; Insecta; Lepidoptera; Noctuidae
Product: zinc finger protein 62
Exons: 2
Coding region: 133-1986 (617 amino acids)
Source: RefSeq, a predicted model, not a curated record
AGUGAUGGCGAUUGGCCACCUCUGCAAUUCAUUCUCCGAUUAGCAUGACAUAUAGUGUUGUUGACGUUUUUAGCAUUAACUUUAAUUUUUUCUUUUUAUUAUUUUAUUUUCCCGCGUCGUUCGCAUCUUCUGAUGUCCACAAGCAAUGGCGUUAAUAAACGAACCAAGAGAACUAAAAGUGCUCAACACACGGCUUAUCGUCGCAUAUCUGCUGACGAUUACAAAAAUAUCGCGCCUGAAAUCGGUUUCCGGGGCUUUGAGAAGGUGCCUCUUGUUUUAGUGCCGCGGUAUGACAUAACUCCUUACUUAUCAACAUUAAACCUCUCGAUUAAAGGUAAGAAACCUUGUAUGAAGCCGUCAAGAGGUAAAAACCCGCCUAAAAACCGGUUUUUGAAGCAAUGCACAAUAAACAUUACCAGACAAGAUUUGAAUAAGUUGAAAGCAGAUUCUGAUCAGAAUUCGGCGUCUAGCCACACGUCAGACUCAGAUUCUGACGGCGAUAAAGCCAGCAUGUCGAAUAUAAAGUGUAAAAUAUGUGAAAAAGGUUAUUCAAGUGAGAAAAAGCUUCUAAAACAUCAAGAAAAUAAACAUAUGAUUGUAUAUAAGCCUAAUGCGAAGCCACAGAAAAGAGUAUCUUUUUCAGACCAUGUUAUCAUCCAUGAGGUCAAAGAAUACCACAAAUGUAGGAAAUGUCCUAAGAUUUUUGAAAAUUACAAGUUUCUGCGGACGCACAUGAAGCAAAGACAUAAAAAACGCAAAUGUUAUAUUUGCAACUAUUGUAAUAAGAACUUCGUUGACCGAACCUUUUUCAAAGUACAUAUUAAACUGCAUUGUGACGUCUGCGGCCUGUUUUUACCGAGUAAAGUAAAAUUCAACGAUCACCGCAGAACGGUGUGCAAAGUAUUAAAACUGCAUACUUGUAAGACUUGCGAAGAGACUUAUUUCAGAUUCAUGGAUUUAAAAGAUCAUAGUUACGAUCACGUUGACCCGUGUUUCGUCUGCGAUAUUUGUAAAGAUCAGUUUAAAUCUAAAUGUGCGAUCGCUCACCAUAUCGCUUUCCUACACUCGAAUGACAGACCUAUAUGCUUAUACGCUAUGCGUAACCUAGGCAACGAGAGACUGUACCUCUGCAAUUUUUGCGAAGAAAGUUCGGUAGAACGAGACGCAUUAGAACGUCAUGUACAAUUGUUACCGGACUUAACCAACAAAGCGAUGACAGGUUAUAAAGACUAUUAUUUCUGCGAUCAAUGCUUCAAGAAAUUUGAUACCGAAACAAGCAUGUUGCAACACAAAUGGACUCAUUUUCUGAUAACAAGUGACAAUUCUCAAGAACGGAAAGGGGUUUUGAAAAAACAGAUAAAAAUGACAUAUAAUGUCAAUGAACCUUUGCCGCUGUUUUUGCAACCGAAAUUGAUUUUAGAGAAGAUUAACAUUGGAGGGAAAAUUCUUAAGAAGACACCAGAUUUUGUUGAUGUUAAAAGUUUUGAUAUCCGUAACGGAGAGAUUAAAAAGCCAAUAGUUGAUCCGAAGAGUAAAAAAACUAUCAUUUCCAAAUACCAGUGUCAGACAUGCGACAAGUACCUAUGUUCUGCGAGCAACUUGACUCGCCACAUUGAAACCCAACACAGCAACUACGAAAAUCUGCAAUGUAAGGUAUGUGAAGAAAUUUUCGUAUGGCCGUCAUUGCUCCGUUCCCAUAAAUGCAUAAGACUCAAACACCCUGAAAUGCCUUUCGAAGAUGCACGCCCAGAAAUCCACUUCGACAACCUCAAUGAAGUUUCUUCGACACAGGAUCCUGAAAAUGGUUUUGACGAUCUGAAUAUCAUAGAAAAUGAUGAUUACUUGAACAGGGUAGAUUUUGAAAUACCAGCUCCGAUAGUCGAGUUGACGGAGUAUGGCAGUUUUAAUCAGAGUCAGGAGAAAUUUGCGCCGUUGCAGAGUUUAGGAUAUAAGUUGGUGAUGCAAGAGGUACCGAUAGAAUUUUAAAUGUGUAUACUUUUUUGACCGGUUUGUGUGAGUAAGGAACGGGUCGUUUGGCUUACGAAUGGUUAUUUGUGACGUUUAUUCUGUGAGGCUUUUGUCAGAAAAUGAUUGGUUCGUAAGAAAAAUGAUUCGUUACUUGUUUGUAGGAUCCGGGGCUACACCAAAGCGAAGCGGAGAAGUUUCUGUACAACCAAUAGAAUUACGUUAUUCAAAUAUCUUACAUAAAUACAAAUUUGGCUGAAAAUCUUUGAAAGUAAAAAAAACACACUAAGACAGUCCCCAAAACGCCCACCCUUAACCACUUCCUAUGUGUUAUUGCUGGGAAGAAGUGGCGCAACAAACUCCCCAGCAACACAUGUCUGUCUGUAGUCUGUAGUAUCUUCGAGCGGAGAAAUUCUAUUGGUUGUUUUUUAAAAACUUUGCUACGUUUUGGUGGAAUCUGAGCCUUAGUGUUAAUGGUGUUAUAAUUGUGUGGCAAUAGUUUUUGAAGGUUAUUAUUAGCAUGCCAUAUCUAUUCAAGUAAUUUUAAUGUUCUUAAUUUUCGUCAUUUACCCAUAUUCUACCGCUAUGCGGCACUGUUUGUCACACCGCAUGUAUCUCGUGGUGUACUCGCUGUAGCAAACAGUAACACAUUGCGUGCGAACAUUACUAACAUGUCCGCGACACUGCAACCGCCGCGCGAACACAUGCUAGCUGUAGACUCGUGUCGACGCUUAUAAGUUUGGUGGAAUAUCGCCUUGUCGUGAAAUUUUAGUUUUUUUUUCAAUAGAUUUUUAUGUUUAUUUUUUAUAUAUAAUAUUAACUGUCUAGAUAUGGUAUGUUACUUAAAAGUCUUCAAGUUAAUAGUAUCAGUGUCUAUAAUCAAACAGUUUUAUAAGUCAGGAAAGUAAUUCCAUGAAUACAGCAUUUGGAUUACUUAACUAAAGAUAAACAACCUUGAUAGGACUUUUUACAUCUAUACUAAUAUUAUAAAGCUGAAGAGUUUGUUUGUUUGAACGCGCUAAUCUCAGGAACUACUGGUCCGAUUUGAAAAUUUCUUUCAGUGUUAGAUAGCCCAUUUAUCGAGGAAGGCUAUAGGCUACUCUUUAUCCCGGUACGGGAAGUAGUUCCCACGGGAUGCGGGUGAAACCGCUGGCAGAAGCUAGUUUUAA